Molecule: messenger RNA, 1617 nt
Organism: Exophiala aquamarina CBS 119918
Lineage: Eukaryota; Fungi; Ascomycota; Eurotiomycetes; Chaetothyriales; Herpotrichiellaceae
Exons: 3
Coding region: 1-1617 (538 amino acids)
Biological process (GO): DNA-templated transcription; regulation of transcription by RNA polymerase II
Cellular component (GO): chromatin
Molecular function (GO): RNA polymerase II cis-regulatory region sequence-specific DNA binding; zinc ion binding; DNA-binding transcription factor activity, RNA polymerase II-specific
Source: RefSeq, a predicted model, not a curated record
AUGGAAGCAGUCGCGCAGCUUCUCUCCGGACCUCUUCUACCCAACGUGGAUGAUCUAUCAGACGACCCGAAUGCCACGGCGGCUUUUCAUCUACUGCGCCGUGCUGUCGACGCCUUCUUUGCCCAUUUCUGUGCAGUCCUACCAAUAGUUCAUGUGCCGACCUGGGAUAUUCUCAGUACUUCCACAGCGCUCAUUGCUGCAAUGGCAUGCAUAGGUUCAAUAUUUGUGGACAGCUCCGAUGCCUGGGAGAAUUCCCUUCUACUCAGUGAGAUAUGUUCGUACGUGAUUGUUUGGCAGGGAGAAUCGGAUGCUGCAAGCUACCAGGAUGCCUCAUAUCUUAGUGCAUGUUGCCUACAUCAAAUAUACUCUCUUGGGUCUGGUAAAAGAUCGCUUUACCAGAGCGCAGAUCGAAAGCGAGGCUUACUGAUAGGAAGUCUACGGGGUAUAGGCCUCCUUCGAUCCCGACUCUGCAUCGAAAAUGAUGAACCUGACCAGCACCACAUUGAGGAGGCAAGAGCAGAAGGCUUGCAAGCAAGAUGGCUGCGUUGGCGUGACGUCCAACAGGGACGGCGUUUGGCAUGGGCCUCGUUCGAGUACGAUUGCAGUCUGUGCACUCUGACCAACCGUCGAGGUGCUGUUGAUAUGAGUGAGCUGCCUACGCAUCUUCCAUGUACAGAUGCGUUAUGGCAAGCAUCCUCGGCAGCAGCUUGGAAAGCUCUAUUCUCGCAGUCGUCUCAAACUGCAAGAGGUCCACCUCAGGCAAGUCUACUUCGAGAGUUGCUCUCUGCCGGGACCUUUCCCUGGGAUCUUCCCUCCUGGUCAAAGCGCCUUUGCUCGCAGAUUAUAGGCCGGCUCCUCUGGGACAUCAAACAGAUGGAGUUGGUGUGGAUUUAUGAUUACUUAGGUCUGUCCUCGCUGCGAGCUGCGCAGAAGCAGACUUCAGCGUCCCUUCUGAAUGCUCUCAGUCACCUUGCCAGAUCCAUGACUCGUGCUUCGACCACGCCGGAACUGAUUGACAACAACAUUUCGAGGCUUAUAUAUCAUUAUUCGCAUUUAUACACUGCUGGAGACAUCCUCGACCUUGUAAUCUUCAUAGUACGCAGCUCUGCGACCACCUCCACUCCCAACAUAGCGAACAGGCAACUCCCCCAAAAGAACGCUGAAUGUCAUCUGGCCAAGAGCCAAUUAACGUCCAAACUCGCCUAUGACCGUUGCAAGACCAGGAAACUCGUUUGGCACGCCGCACAAAUAAUAGCAGUCGCAGACGAGUAUGUCGUAUCUGCCCCUUGCGAGAUUCUGCGCGUGUCCAUGGGCUAUCUUUUCAUCAUGGCAUUCGCACGUUUCGGCACACACACGCAGGAAACGGUCGACAUGCAAGAAGUCGAAUCAGUCAAACUUGAUAAUCUCAGGCCGACACCAACCCAGCAAGAAGCUAUGUCGAGAUGGAUAGAACAUGGAGGAUCGGCGAGCCUGGCCUCCAUUGACAACCUAUGCUCUGAUAGAUGCAUAGGUGCGCUGAAUGAGCAAGCGCAGGCUCUAUUAUCGAAGCUGUGUAAUUGGGGUCUGGUCGACAAGUUUUCAAAGAUCCUUGAUGCUUUCCAGUCCUGCGAGGAUUAG